AUGAACUCAGUAACCCGCAAGUUCCGUGAUGAACAGAAGCCGAAGUUUGGGCUCCUACGUGGCCGGGAAUUCUACAUGAAAGACAUGUAUUCAUUUGACAUUAAUGAAGAGGCGGCUCUUCAAACAUACCACUCUGUGUGUCAAUCCUAUGGACGGAUAUUUGACCGACUGGGCUUGACGUGGGUGCAGGUACAGGCUGCCACCGGCAACAUAGGAGGCACACUUUCCCAUGAGUUUCAGCUGCCUGCAGACAUUGGAGAAGACCAGUUACUUGUUUGUGGGAACUGUGGCUUCUCUGCCAACAUUGAAACCAUGGAACAAGGGCAGACUGAGUGCUCACAGUGCCAAACGGGCACACUGACUGAAUCCAAAGGCAUCGAAGUGGGGCACACUUUUUACCUCGGUGCAAAAUAUUCACAGGCGUUUAAGGCCCUGUUUGUUAAUGCAUCCAAUGUGCCCGCAGUGGCUGAGAUGGGAUGUUUUGGACUUGGUGUCACUCGAAUACUUGCCGCUUCUAUAGAGGUGAUGUCAUCUGAGGAUGCUAUUCGCUGGCCUGGGUGUAUCGCUCCUUAUCAAGUGUGUGUCCUGCCACCUAAAAAGGGCAGCAAAGCAAAUGAAGCCACACUAGUGGCUGAGAAACUGUCUCAAAGCUUGGGAAACAGUCUACCCAACUUGAGAGGAGAGGUGGUACUGGAUGACAGGGUUCAGAUGACCAUUGGAAAACGACUGAAGGAUGCAAAAGUUUUAGGAUAUCCAUAUGUGGUAGUGGUAGGACAGAAAGCUCUGGAGAAUCUGCCCAGCUUUGAGGUGAUUUGUCAGCAGAGUGGAGAGACCAUGUUCCUUAGUAAAGAGGGCCUUGUGGAUCUUUUAAGUAAAGCUGAAACUAUCUAAUCUAUUAAAGUUUUUGUGUACAUUUUACAGGCUACUGAUGUUCAGGAGAAUUCAAUCAUUGCUUGUGUCUGUAAUAAAAGUAUGAGAUGUGGACAUCCCUGUAAUGUUAUAACAAGGAAAUAUUGAUAAUAAA
Messenger RNA from Sinocyclocheilus grahami, 1024 nucleotides. RefSeq names its product probable proline--tRNA ligase, mitochondrial. Gene Ontology annotation, cellular component: mitochondrion. The coding region runs from base 1 to 891 and encodes 296 amino acids. Gene Ontology annotation, molecular function: ATP binding; proline-tRNA ligase activity. Gene Ontology annotation, biological process: prolyl-tRNA aminoacylation. The transcript has 2 exons. NCBI's taxonomy places the organism in Eukaryota, Metazoa, Chordata, Actinopteri, Cypriniformes, Cyprinidae. The record is from RefSeq and is a predicted model, not a curated record.